This is a messenger RNA of Salvelinus fontinalis (brook trout), 5472 nucleotides long. RefSeq lists its product as uncharacterized. Bases 152 to 1129 code for a protein of 325 amino acids. The record is from RefSeq and is a predicted model, not a curated record. NCBI's taxonomy places the organism in Eukaryota, Metazoa, Chordata, Actinopteri, Salmoniformes, Salmonidae. The transcript is spliced from 17 exons.
UUUUUCUGAAUAUUCUCUGUUUUUUGCAACUGCACACAGACACGAGACAUGUUUCCAUCGAAUCGAGAACCAAGAAAGUAUCGCCAAGGACAAGUCACUGGCAGCAGAGAACUGGAAGGAAAGGCGGCCAAAGCAGGUGUUGGCUUUGGGGAUGACCAGUGAGAUAUACCUGCUGGAGCGCGUGCUACAGUAUGUGGAUGAGGAGGUUGAGCACUGGCCCUGCCUGGCUUUAAUCCCUUGGUCUGGACCUCUGUGGGUUCCCAGGUCUGUGUCACGGCCGUCGAAUGAAGAGGACCAAGGUGCAGCGUGCACAUUUUUAUCUCGUGCUGGCACGAUGGUAUGGGAUGAACUGUCCUCUCAGCUUGAAGAGGUAGACAUUCACCUGCAGGAGGUUCGGCAGCAGCCCUGUCUGGCUUUAAUCUCUUGGUCUGGACCUCCGUGGGUUUCAAACGCUCCUGUCAAACUGCAGCCAAUUUAUAACCUUACCCACGCUGGGAGGAUGCUGGUGAGAGAGUUGGCAGUGUUAAACACACAGACUUCCAAAUUGGUUACCCUUCACCUUACAGAAGCUGGGAGGCUAGUGCUUGACGAACUGUCAGUACCUUCAGAUUGCCAUUCACAGCAAAAUGAAGAGGACAUGCAUCACCUGUGCAUUGUGAGGGGAGUGGAGAAGCAGCUGUGGUGGAGCAGAGUCAUCCAGGAAAAAGUCCUGGACCCAUGGGGUCUCGUCCAGGUGGUCUUCAACAACAAGGAGGUGACUGGUAUUAAGAAGGAUCCAUGGCCUUGUCAAGAGGAGCAGGUGGAUAUCUCCACCACGGUGGAGCGGUUCCAGGAGAGUGCUGAUGAGAUGACGGCAUAUCAACUCUCUACCUCUGACGUCAUCACCACCCCUCAUGAGCCUUCCUUCCCCAAUGAUUCUCUGCCACCCCCUCCGCCUCCCCUUUUCCCUUCUUAUUCCCCUCUCAGUCCCCCUACACCUUACCACUCCACCCAGGACCAGGCCCCUGGCAGCACUCCUCAGGAGUUUGUGGAGGAGCAAAAUAAUGUUGCAGUUGUGGGGUUACUUUGCAAACCAAGGGACAACCAACUUCUCUCUGAGGCUAGCCGGUAUCCGACGUGGAGACUCUGACGUCUGCAGACAGUACCUCCCUCAAUUACCUCACCCACGCUGGGAGGAUGGUGUUGAGCGGACCAGCAGGAUGUAAGGCAGUUUCAGCAGGCGUACGACCUCCUGGGGAACUUCAUUAAUGAGCCAGCAAACAGGCAGCGACCUGAGCAGGAGAUGGUUCUUGUAGGAGUAUGUCUAAGUAUCGAUCGUAUCAACUUCGCAGAUGUUUUUUAUGAAUUCGUUCUACUAAUCCUUCUAGAAGGAAAAACAUAUCUUCCUACUUCUAGGCCAGGUAGCUUCCUUUGUCUGCUCCUGGAAGCCACAAUGAGGAUUCGCCCUGGACCGAGGCUCCUGGUAACUUCUACCGCCUCGUUAGGGUACAUUUCUCUCUUUCUCUCUUUCUCCUUUCUCUUUUUCUCUCUCCCUCUCCCUCUCUCUCUUUCUCUCUCUCUUUCUCUUUUAAGUAUCUUCUCUCUCAUUUUAAGUAUCUUCUCUCUCAUUUUAAGUAUCUUCUCUCUCAGGCUUAACACCUAACAAACAAUUUGUACUUUUUAAAAGCACUUUUAACAUAGGCCAGGCCCUGUUGAUACCCCAGCGAUAAUGCCUUAAAUUAUUCAACACAGCAUUGGCUCAACCAUUGGCACAACUUUCCCCAUGGCCAUUGGCUCAACCGACCCCAAGGCAAAUAUUUUGAUUUUAUUAGCCCACACAGCUACUUUCAAGCCAGAUUUAGGACCUCAUAUUGAAGCUUAUAGAGACCCCAACUGAUGUAUAAAACAAUCUUAAAUGAUUUACUUCGGUUUAGAUACAAGCAUCAUAAAUCCUCUAACACGAUAACUCAACUUACCCUUUUGGCUCAAAUUGCCCCACUCUCCCCUAUGUAGAUUUUGGAUACAUAUGGAGUUCAUUGGUCAUCUGUGUUUUGAUACAAGCCUCUGGUCUGAUUCAAACAACAGGGAUUAAAUUAUCAUUAUAUCUAAUGGAUGUUAGAAGAAUAAUUCUGUCCUAUCUGGUACAAGAUGAGUUGGAUUCCCACCUCACAAGAAGCAGAUUAUUUUAAGGCUUUUAUUGUAACUUUCAAUAAUAUUAAUACAGUUGCCUAUGUGAUAGUACUGAUUGUAUAUUCAUCAGAUUUGAAAGAAGCAACUUGAAUUAUGGUACAUUUCAAGUGCCAGUAAGUAAUCCAACUCCAGGUGCAAUAUUCACUAUAGCCCACUAGAGGACAGCAUGUCUUCAUGAACCGGUCAUUUUUCACAGUUUUGGCUAAGAAUAGGAUAACCUGUUGCAUUAAUGGCAUGUACUGAAACUGGAAUGACACGUUAAUCAAUGUUUGCAUAUCUAGUCUCACAAUGCAGGCAGGUGAUGCAUGCUUGCCUCAUUUCCUGAGGCCAUUUUACGGGGAAAGCCUGAGGGUGCUGUCUUUUUGAUGGUUCCUGUUUUCUUCUUUGCCAAACAUUUUGUAGUCUGAAGUUUAACAAAACGGAUAACUCACAAUAAGCCUUCAAGCCUGAUAGAUACACACUAUAUUUUGGCCCGUAAGUCCUUUAAUUGCAGAUAUUCCCUUUCGAAUUGUGUACAUCUAAGACAGUUAUAGAAAACAUAGGGGUAUGGAACACCGUUAGGAUUCACUUGCUGUGCAGUUCUGUUUCUCCUGUGGAAAGUGUUAUGGUUCAUGGUUAAUUAUUGCCUCAUUCUUCUCCCAUUGCACAACAUCCACUAAGUGCUACUGCUGAAAUACUACAAACUUGUCUAGGCAAAAUGUUAUAAACAAACAUUUGCACUGCUAGCCCCCCAACCCCGUCGUGUAAUAUUAACACACUCGUAAAAUAGCUAAUAAAAGAGCUAAUAUCUUAAAACAAGAGGACUAAUCAAUUCAAAUUAGACCACAGAUGCAUUCUUAUCGUGCUGGAAGCAGGGAGUCCUGACAAAGAAGUCAUUUAAAAAACAAAACAAUUUGGAGGAUUUCACAGGUGAUUUUAGCAAUAAUUUUGGCUUUUUUUCUUUCAUAUGUCAUAUUUGAAUGGACUUUACUUAGCUCCAACAGCAUUCGACUGAAAUGCAUUUAGGCAGAGGUAGAGGUAAUAUCCUGAGAUGGUGAAAUGUGACUACGCAUUUCAAUCACAUUCAUAUUGUGAUAUAUUGUGUAUUCAUCAUUAUCGCCCAGCCCUAAUGCAGAUGGCUUAUGUUGUAAAGCAAGGGCGGGAUCUUUGUGAGGACAUGGAAUCAUCAACAUAAAUCAAUAUCUACAUCAACUCACACUGAGUCAAUGUCCCCAUUAAGCUACCAAAAUGAUAUUUUCACAGGCAAACUGAAUUCAGAAUUCUUUUAUAGGCUUGCCACAGUUUCUCAUUUUUCCAGCGCUGUUCGUAAUUCCCACUCAAAGCUUGCCUUCCUCAACCAGUUUGUUCAGGCCAUUGCAGAUCUUGGUGAGAUUAGGCCAGAGAUGGCCGCCGGGGGUGUAGAGGUUGGUCAGUAAGUCUGGGUCAGAGUAGUGGUUGAAGACAUGCUGAAUGCGUCCAAAGGAUUUGGUUGUCAGGUGUUUCUCUACGAGCUUCAGCAAGAUGUCCCUACAAUCUGUCAGGAGCUCCGUCAUGACAGCCUUAUCAAAUGUGAACUCCACCUGGGCCAGAGGGAUGGUAAAUAAAAUAUUAGUGACAGCACAGUAGUAAUUACAACACACUUCUUAGAACAGCUGUAAUCACCAUUUAAGGUGCUAGUUUUUGGUAUUGGCUAUAGGAUAUAGACUUUUGUAAGUGGGGCAUUGUUGUUUCCUAAUAAAGUCCCUUUAUGAUUUUGUCCAGAUAGUUUGACAUUUUAGUAGGUAUAAUCAAUGACUGUAGGGAGAUGUCAGUUCUAUCACACAUGCUUUAAGUUGGGCCUUCAUGCAGAGUUAAACUAAGGCUUUGAAGAGUUCUGUUGAAUGUUCUGAUGUAAAGUUACCUCCUGGAAGCUGAUUGCCGUCAUGACCCCCUGGUGCAGCUUCUUCUUGAAGUCCUGAGCCAGGCAGAGCUCCUCUUUACUGAAGCGGUUGUGCCGAAAAAGAACCCCUACCUUUACAACCACCUUUACCAGGUCCUUGACCACCUUCUGGGCCUCUGUGCGGUUUCCAGAGUGUUCCUUGGACAUGCGGUAGAGCUCGUCCAGGAUUUCGCUGCUGGUGUCGUCAAUUAACAUCUGCACCAUGGAUUUGCUGGCCAUGUGGCUGAGGAUUUUCUUCUGGGCCUUCAUGGCCAUGUCCUUAGAGCUGAAGGACUCCAUUUUGACUCUGGGAAGGAAUUAGAGAGUUGAUGAGACAGAAUAAAUGGGUUAAGUGAAAUAUCUGAUUGUCUAGUCCCAGCCGUGUUAGUUCACUGAUGUACGCUGGUUUUCUCUGUCAAAUUACCUUUAUACUUUUACUGCAGUGGGCUAAAUCCGGUCACACAGAGUGAUUCUUGGUAGUCUUAAACAAAUCUACUUUAAAACAAAAGUAUACACUUCACACUCAUGGUUAUGGUCUUAAAAAAAACAGCUGUACCAUGUCAGAUAUACAGUUGAAAUGUAUUAUAUUUUUAGUUAAUGGCCCAAUAUUACAUCCUAUAAAUACACUGAACAAAAAUAUAAACUCAACAUGUAAAGGCACAAAAAGCAUAUUUCACUCAAAAAAUGUGUUUACAUCCAUGCUAGUGAGCAUUUCUCCUUUGCCAAGAUAGUCUAUCCACCUGACAGGUAUGGCAUAGCAAGAAGCUGAUUAAACAGCAUUAUCAUUACAAAGGUGCACUUUGUGCUGGGGACAAUAAAAUGCCACUCUAAAAUGUGAAGUUUUGUCACACAACACAAUGCCACAGAUGUCUCAAGUUGAGGGACUGUGAAAUUGGCAUGCUGACUGCAGGAAUGUCCACCAGAGCUGUAGCCAGAGAAUUGAAUGUUAAUUUCUCUUCCUUAAGCCGCCUCCAAUGUCAUUUUAGAGAAUUUGGCAGUACAUCCAACCGGCCUCACAUCCGCAAACCAUGUGUAACCACGCCAGCCCAGGACCUCCACAUCCGGCUACUUCACCUGCGGGACCAGCCACUAGGACAUUUGAGGAAACUGUGGAGCAUUUCCGUCUGUAAUAAAGAUCUUUUGUGGGGAAAUUGGCUAGCCCUGGCUCCUCAGUGGGUGGGUCUGGCUCCCAAGUGGUUGCGCCCCUGCCCAGUCAUGUGAAAUACAUAGAUUAGGGCCUAAUGAGUUUAUUUCAAUUGACUGAUUUCCUUAUAUGAACUGUAACUCAGCAAAACCUUUGAAAUUGUUGCAUGUUGCGUUGUAUUAUUUUGUUCAGUAUAGUAUUAUGUCAACUUAAACAAAGGAGCAGUUCCAGGAUAAAAUAAACUAAGCGCAAAUGUCCAUAA